Molecule: messenger RNA, 887 nt
Organism: Helicoverpa armigera (cotton bollworm)
Lineage: Eukaryota; Metazoa; Arthropoda; Insecta; Lepidoptera; Noctuidae
Exons: 18
Coding region: 145-762 (205 amino acids)
Source: RefSeq, a predicted model, not a curated record
GAAGCGACAAUAUUUGUACAAUAUUCGCUUGGGUCGGACAGGUUAUCGGCGCCGCGGUAUAUAAGAGGGGUCUCUGAAAAAAAUUCGGCAUACACACAUCUGAUUUUAAAGUUCUCUCUACAUCUGUGAUAGAUAACUAACAAAAUGAUGAAAUACUUGGUUAUCCUUGUUUUGGCGCUAUUCGCCAUGGCUGCGGCCCAGGGAGGACGUUAUGGAGCAAACAGACCUUCACCUGUGAACGUAGUGGACAACAACAACCCAGGAAACGUGAACUUUGUCGACAACAAUCCCAGCAGCAACAACAAUCCCGGUAACGUGAACUUCGUCGACAACAGCAACCCGGGUGGCGUGAACUUCGUGGACAACAACAACCCCGGUAACGUGCACGUUGUUGACAACAACCCCUACGACAACAACCCGGGUAACGUGCACUUUGUCGACAACAACAAUCCGGGUAACGUGCACUUUGUCGACAACAACAACCCGGGUAACGUGCACUUUGUCGACAACAACAACCCGGGUAACGUGCACGUAGUUGACAACAAUCCGUACUACGACCCAUAUUACAACAACCCGGGUAACGUGCAUGUGGUAAACAACAAUCCUGGACCAAUUAACGUCUACAACCCUGACCCGUCCUUCAGCCGGCCUUCAAACCCCCCUCCCGGCGGUGAGCCAGUCGACAUUUCUCCUGUGUACGUCAACCGCCCCGGCAAGCAAUUCACCAACCCCUUGUGGCGUGGAGGCAGCGGACGUCGUUAAAUACUUGAAGUAUUACACAAUUAUAUAAACCUAUAUAACUAUUAUAUAGAAGUAAAUGUUUUAAGCUAUUACCAGCACAAUAAUACGUUUCUUAUGAGCGAAAUUAUACAAAUAUAAUCAUCAUA